GCUGAUUGUGGGUGAGAAGAACAGACAAUGAAAAUACUCCAAAAUGUUUGAAUUGGUUAGACCUUCACCUGAGGUUCCCUGGACCUUGCCUUCAGAGACACUUAACCACACAUUUCCCUUUGAAACCAGCUCGCUAUGCUGCACACUCUUCUAUAUUAAUCCAUAUCUUCCAGAUGCUGAGAACAGGUCGAUAUUGGAAACAAUUCAUCAGAAUUUAUUCACUUACUUGAAAUCUUGGUUGUAUUACUAUCCAUGGUACGACUCAUCGGUUAAGGUUUUCCUAGUUACAGAUUUCAAAUCCAACACAUCAAGUUCCACUUUUCAUUCUUAUAAUUAUAUUUAUAUUGAAUUAAUAUUUGAUGACUAUCUAAUUGACGAAUGGUUAUUAACUUAUCUUUUGUUUGAAUUCUCAAAGAUUGACAGUGAUAACUAUAAUAAAAAUGAUAUGUUUAUAAAUUUUUUUGAUUCUGAUGGAGUUUUUCUAUUAAUUGAAGCUGCAGAUCAUAUUCCAAUCUGGUUAGAACCCUCAAAUUCUUUUAAUAGAAUUUGGUUGAAUAAUGGUAAUUUAAAAAUAAUCCCCAAUGAUUUCAAUCCGGAUAAAAAUUUAACGUUAAACCAGAGUUUAUACUAUUUAAAUAAUUUUAUUUUUAAAUUGAACCUUUCAAAUGAUUUUAAUAAUAAAAUUAUCACCAAAUUAAAUAAUUAUCAGGUUUAUGCUUUACAAAAUAUAAUUUCCUUCACCGUUAGAAUUCAAAAAGACUUAUUCCAUUUUUUAUUAACCUAUAAUAAUUAUUUUCAAAAGAAGAACCCAAUUAAUGAGACAGAUUUGAAAUUAAUCACACAUAAUAAUAUUAAUAAUCAUGAAUUUUUAAAUUUAUUUAAUUUAGUAUCAAAAUCUUUUGUUUUCUUCAUAAAAGAAAAAUUACCAACAAAUACAGUUUCUAAAAAUUUUUCAAAUAACUUUCGAAAAGAAAAUCUAGUUCCAGUUAAUCUUAAAACUUCUGCUUUAACUUACAAUAUGCUUCAAUAUUACAUCAAUUCAAAAGCUGCUUCAUCUGAUUCUCAAAAUUAUAUUGAUGAUGAUAAGGAUAUAGAUCUUCAAUAUAAAAUGGGUAAUGCUCUUUUAAGUGGUUUGGAUAAUAUAAUAUCAAAUCAGUUAUAUCCAGAAUUAAAUAAAUUCAUAGAUAAAAAUAAAUUUGAUUUCCAAGAUUAUAAUUUAUCUAAUUCUCAAAUUAUAAAUUUUAAUAAUUUCAUUGAUUCUGAUCCUUUACAAUCAAAAUUAAUUGAUUCCAAAAUAAUAACUGAAAAAGUCCUUUCAAAUCCUGACGUAUCAACUAAUGAUGAUAUACUUGAUAAUUCUAAUGAGACUGAAAACAUUAAUCAAAAAAAUGUAUUUAAUAAAUUAAAUGAUUUCUUUGAUGACACUGGAGCUGGUUUAGAUGGUGUGGAGGUGAGAUCAUCAAACUCCAUAUCCUCUUCCUCUUCUUCUUUCUCUGAUUAUGAUAAAAGAUCUAAAACUGAAGUUGAAAAGGCAAGAGAAUAUUUAGGAAGUGAAAAAGUGGAUAUCGAUGAAGAUGACUUUUUUGAGUAUUUUCUAACAAACGCUUUACAAAUUCCAAUGAAAGAUUUGGAUGCUUAUCGUUCAUUAACAGGUUCCUCAUCAUUAAAAAAUAACGAUACAACCAAAUUGAAGAAACAAAAAAAAGAACUCAAUAUACAAGAUUAUAAUGAUGAAUCAGAUUAUAAAUCCGACUCAAGUAGUGAUCAUUAUUAUGACUAUGAUAGUAACACAGGGGUUGAGGGAGAUAAGAAUGGAGUCUUUAAUUUAAAAGAGAGUGAUUUAACAAGCCAAUUCUCUGCUCUAAAAAAUUUAUUAUCAUCUAUAAGAUUAGAUGGUGGAGUAUCAGGUCCAACUUCGACUUUAUUUAACAAUCUAGAUUUAUCCAAAGAUGACCUUAAUGAAAAACAACAAUAAUUUAAUUUAUAUAUUCUUUAAUAUAUAAUAUGGUAUAACUUUAUAUAGUUAUAUAUAUAUAGAAUAAAA
Ascoidea rubescens DSM 1968 is the source of this 2044-nucleotide messenger RNA. RefSeq lists its product as uncharacterized. The transcript has a single exon. Gene Ontology annotation, cellular component: nucleus. NCBI's taxonomy places the organism in Eukaryota, Fungi, Ascomycota, Saccharomycetes, Ascoideales, Ascoideaceae. The record is from RefSeq and is a predicted model, not a curated record. The coding region runs from base 44 to 1975 and encodes 643 amino acids.